UGGGAGGGUAACCAUGGUUUAGUAUCUACAGAUAACAACACAACUCUCUUCUCUCCUCAGUAUGUCUCUUAAUGGAAGAAAUGUACAGUAGGUGUAAAGAGGACAAAAAUGAUUCCACUGUGUCUGGUGUACGCAUGAAAUCAGAAAGGGUGGGUAUGAGCCAGGCCCCAAGUAUACCCAUCAUCAAAAUUCUGAAGAGCAUGGGUUGCUGCGGAGUACAAGGGGAGAAGGAGGAGGUGGAUGAGGAGAAAAGAAUGAAGAAAACAAAUAAAGAAAUCGAAAAACAAAUACAAAAGGAUAAACAGGUGUACCGAGCUACCCAUCGUCUGCUGCUCCUGGGUGCUGGUGAGUCUGGUAAAAGUACGUUAGUAAAACAAAUGCGUAUUCUCCACAUAGAAGAUCCUUUCUCAGAGGGAGAGAGACAGGAAAAGAAGGAAAAUAUCCGUACCAACGUCAAGGAUGCGAUCCUUACAGUAGCCCAGGCGAUGUCGAUGAUAGAUCCUCCGGUGCGAUUAGAAAAUCCGCAAUCAGCACCUGCAUUCGAUUUUGUAAUCAGUCGGUGCAGCUCGGUGGAUUUUGACUUCCCUCCCGAGUUUUGGGACCACGUGGAGGUGUUGUGGGCGGAUCCCGGGAUGAAAAUGUGUUUUGAGAGAUCAAAUGAAUACCAGCUUAUUGAUAGUGCCAAGUACUUCUUAGAUCAGAGAUAAAAAUGAAAUGAUAUAAACAUGAUUUCAAAAGAUCUUCGAUAUUUACAUAUUUUUUGACCAGGGAUAUUUGAGACGAAGUUCCGCGUGGACCGGGUCAAGUUUCACAUGUUCGACGUUGGCGGCCAGCGGGACGAGCGCCGGAAGUGGAUCCAAUGUUUUAAUGAUGUCACGGCCAUCAUCUUCGUGGCGGCGUCGAGCUCAUAUAACAUGGUACUCAGAGAGGACCAAACACAGAACAGGCUGCGGGAGGCAUUAGAUCUCUUCCGAUCCAUCUGGAAUAAUCGUUGGCUGAGAACCAUAUCUGUGAUCCUAUUCUUGAACAAGCAGGACCUACUGGAGGAGAAGAUCAGGUCGGGGAAGAGCAGGUUGGAGGAUUAUUUCCCGGAGUUUGUUCACUACAUGAUUCCUCCGGAGGCAGGUCCAGAGAUAGAUCAGGGAGCAGAUAGAGAGUUCACUAGGGCCAAGUACUUCAUAAGGGACAAUUUCCUUCAGAUCAGCCAGCAGCCCAGUGGAGCUGAUUCUAAACAGCACAGUGCACAUCAUUGCUACCCUCACUUCACAUGCGCAGUUGACACUGAGAACAUUAGACGGGUCUUCAACGAUUGUCGAGAUAUAAUUCAGCGCGUACAUCUCAGAAUGUACGAAAUUCUAUAAAUUAAAUUUACAUAAAAAAACUAAAUUUCAACACGCAUUGGACUUUAAAUGGUUUUUGUUACGUCACGGCGGGAAGAAACUCUUGCUUGAGCACUGAGAGCUGGGAGCACAGUAAGAAAUUUGAUUGAUGGAUUAUUCGGGCGCUUCGCAGCUCAGUGUUUUUUGGGGAAAAUUUGUGAAUUUCAUGAAAUCUCGUCACAGAUGAAAACAAGAGAAUAGUUAGUGAUAGAUCCUCCCUUAGAAGUUCCAGAAAAAAACCUUAUACAAACGAGUCAACACUGGCCUGGCAUUUAAAUUCGGCCAAGUGAAGAAGGAUAUUUUUUACAAGAAAUUCGUCAUCAUACGUUCUUUUAAAUUAAUACAGUGCGAGAUAUAUCCAUUGAUAAUGUUUGAAUAACCAACUGUUAAAUGAAGUUUAGCUUCAUAUAAGGUGUGAAAUCUCUGACUAUAAUUGAAUUGAUGUCGGUUCCUGGAUAUCCACACUGUAUUUUAGACAUAUACAGGACAGGACAGUAGGGCGAUAAAUAGAGUUUCUAAUCCCAACUCUUGCCAUAAUAAUAUGAUGCCAUGUGAUAAAAAAACAGUCAUUUUUGUUAAUUUACAUUUAUUGGUAAAACAGUUCCCAUUCGCUUUUCUUGUUUUAUUUUCCUUUCUAUUAGACUAUAACAUCGACUUGUUGGUGCCAUGAAGAAAUAGUAAACAUUUUCGUUCGGCAUCUUACAUUGAAUCCUUAUAGAAUCUGUUCUUUUAAAGCUAGAAAUGAUAUUAACAAAAAAUUUGUUUUUAUUUCAAGUUUUCUCCUAGAUCUCGACACCUUGAUAUUGAAGAAUGUAACUCCAGUGAAAUGUUCAUUUAGUCAAAUCUUCUGCACAAACAUAUAUUGUUAAAACUUGAUAAAAGAUGCCAAUUUUCAACCAUCCUCCCAACCCUCCCUCUCCUCCAUUCCGCCUUAAUAGUGCUGGGCUUUUUUCUAAUUUUUACCCAUUCCCAUUUACUUUAACAAUUCUUUUAACUUUCCUGCAAUUAUUUUUAGUUUUCUUCUUGUUUCCUAUUCUUUUUUUCUUUAACUCCUAUUUUGGUUGAUUUGAAUUUAUCCUACUUUUUUAUUUUUAACAUUGUAAUUUUGAAAAAUUCGACCCUUCGGAAAUUUUUCUAUUUUCUCUGUCGUUCGUGUAGUAAAUUUUGUUUUAAAGGCCCAGUUUAUAUUUCACAAUCCGAAAUUAUGUCAUCACACAACGAUCAAACCAUUAUUAUGGUCGAGUUAAAUUUUUGAAAUUUUUUCCAAUCUUUCACUCACUUUCCUCCCUCUUCCUUUCCCUUUCAUCUCGUCCUCUCUUCCUUCCCCCCUCUUCCUUCCCAUUAUUCUCCCUUCCCCCCCCCCUCUUCCUUCCCCGUCCUCUUCAUCUCUGCUGCCUCCCUCCCCUUAUCCCAGUGAAAAUGUUUUUCCCCCUGAUAUUAAUUUAAUUUCUUCUUUUACCACGCUGGUAUUUUAAGAUACAAUUUAACGGCUUGAAGAAUCCAUCCUGAACAUUUUAAUUUUUAUGUGAAAUGAUUUUCGUUUCUGAAAACGUCUCAAAAUUGGUGAAUAAUUGUUAUAUACAUAGUCUAAUAGGGCAACUUAAAAAAUUAUUUUAUUUUUGAAAUUUCGCUUUUAUUCACUGUUUUUCUAUGGAAAAUACUAGGUUAAUAAAAUUUAUAUGAUUUUAAGAUUAAGCUCAAAUAUUUGAAAUUUCAAAAAAAAAACUUCUGUUCAAAUAUUAAUUUAAAAUGUGAUUAAAAAUGGUUUUGCGGGAUACCCGUUGGGGGCGGACGUAAAAAAUGAAGAAAAAAAUCAUUUUUUUCGUUUUCCUAAUUUACAACAGCUCCUGUCGCAUUUUCUUCACUUUAUUUAAACAUUUUUUAGCUACAUACAUAUGUGCCAUAAAAAUAUUUUAUGUGAACUACAGUGUGUUACAAAAAUUGACAAAGUUUAACAUUUCUGUAACACACUGUAGCUGAGAUGUUGCACAUGAAAACAAGGGAUAAGAAAUGUUACAACGUGAAAAAAUAUACGAUAUUUAAUGUAAA
Molecule: messenger RNA, 3428 nt
Organism: Eurytemora carolleeae
Lineage: Eukaryota; Metazoa; Arthropoda; Copepoda; Calanoida; Temoridae
Gene: Galphas
Product: guanine nucleotide-binding protein G(s) subunit alpha-like
Exons: 8
Biological process (GO): sensory perception of chemical stimulus; adenylate cyclase-activating dopamine receptor signaling pathway
Cellular component (GO): heterotrimeric G-protein complex
Molecular function (GO): G-protein beta/gamma-subunit complex binding; GTPase activity; G protein-coupled receptor binding
Source: RefSeq, a predicted model, not a curated record